UCAUUUUCACUUGAAAAACAAAUCCCAUUCCCCCAUUCUCCUUCCCACCAUUCUUUUCUUCUUCAUCUACUCUGCAACCCCAUUUUCUUUCUGUAACUCUUCCUUCUUCUUCAUCUUCUUCCUAUGGAAACAACUUUCAGACUAAGUGGUGGUGGUGGUGGUGAUGGUGGUGAUUAUGGUGAUGAUGACGAACUGGAACUUGGAUUAGGGUUGAGUCUUACUUCUGCUGCUUAUGCUCCCUCCUCCAAUGGUGCUCUCAGUCAGGUGGUGGGAUGGCCACCUGUGAAGACUUAUAGGAUGAACAGUUUGGUCAACCAAGCAAAAUUUUCCAAAAAUGAAGAGGAGAAGGGAGUGGGUGGGAACGAUGGGUCCAAGAAGAAGAAAAAGAAUUCAAACAAGAAUGAUGAGAAGAUGGUUAAAGAAACAGGGCAUUCUGGGUUUGUGAAGGUGAAUAUGGAUGGAUUACCUAUAGGUAGAAAGGUGGACUUGAAUGCUCAUGAUUGCUAUGAAACUUUGGCCCAAGCUCUUGAAAUUAUGUUCUUAAAAGCAUCAUCGUCUAUCCGUAGAGAAAAGCAGCAACAUUCUCGGCUUUUGGACGGAUCUUCUGAGUUUGUGCUAACUUAUGAAGAUAAAGAAGGAGAUUGGAUGCUUGUAGGAGAUGUUCCAUGGAGGAUGUUUCUGGGCACUGUGAAAAGGCUAAGAAUCAUGAAAACCUCAGAUGCUAAUGGACUUGCUCCAAGAUACCAAGAAAAGAAUCAGAAGCCGAAAAGCAAGCAACUUGAAUUAAGAAGAUGAAGGAACAACCACAGAACCACCUACAGACUAGAAAAGUUGAAGCUUUUGUUUGGAUAAUCAUGGCUGCUUUACUAUAUGUUCACUUUUUUGGUUCAUUUACUGGUUUUUUGCCUUCCCAACGGUUCUUUUUGUCCAUUCGAUUCUUCUUUUCUGUUUUUUUGUUAUUGUGAGCAUAUUAGGAUGUGUUCUUGCUUACAUAUACUCCCAUACCCAUCUUGAAAGGUUUGAUGAUGAUGAUGAUGUUAUUUACAAGUUUCUUAAGCUUGCUACGAUAUGUAACUUUUUCUUUAUAUUACAUUUCAAUCGGUAAUCUGUCGUUCUUCUUUGUGUUUCU
Messenger RNA from Cynara cardunculus var. scolymus (artichoke), 1129 nucleotides. RefSeq names its product auxin-responsive protein IAA13. Bases 124 to 795 code for a protein of 223 amino acids. The record is from RefSeq and is a predicted model, not a curated record. Gene Ontology annotation, biological process: regulation of DNA-templated transcription. Gene Ontology annotation, molecular function: protein binding. Gene Ontology annotation, cellular component: nucleus. The transcript is spliced from 5 exons. Lineage: Eukaryota; Viridiplantae; Streptophyta; Magnoliopsida; Asterales; Asteraceae.